This is a messenger RNA of Aureobasidium namibiae CBS 147.97, 1578 nucleotides long. RefSeq lists its product as uncharacterized. Lineage: Eukaryota; Fungi; Ascomycota; Dothideomycetes; Dothideales; Saccotheciaceae. Bases 1 to 1578 code for a protein of 525 amino acids. The record is from RefSeq and is a predicted model, not a curated record. The transcript is spliced from 3 exons. Gene Ontology annotation, cellular component: extracellular matrix.
AUGUUUAUCCCUUCGUCGCCGCCGGUCCUCCCGGAAGAGGUCUUCAAUGAGCCUCCGAGCUCGCCGCCACUACCGCCGGCCGCCUUCCCGUCCCGCAAGCGGCAUGCGGGAUGGGACUACGACAGCAGCAUGUCCAGCGAUCCCAUCUUCAGUGAGGACGCGUCCGAAGAGUCCGAAGCCACUGGCUAUAGGCGCAAGCGACUUGUGCGCGGCCCUUGGUACCAGCAUGCCAAUUCUCCCAUCAUGGCACGCGUGCGAGGAGAGACGAGGAAGCCCGAUAGCGGUGUCUGGCUGGGUUCCGACAGUUCGACCGACAGCAUUGGGAGCAGCAACCGACGCAUGCAGAGCCUGACCUUCAAUGAAUACAUGCAGAAGGGCGCUCCCCUGACUCAACACUCGAAGACUCCUACCAAGCCGAAAGACUCGAUCCAGGAGCAUGCCGCCAGUAUAGUAUUCAACUCGGUAGAUGCUUGCAAGGACUCGAUCGAUCUCUCCGACAUGCACCUUGGUCGAAUCGAUAACGAAACCCUGAAGCCACUUCAUCAGCUUAUCCGCCUUCCUGUCCCCAUCAACGACGCCCAGAAGAUCACAGACGACCAUUUUGCACCACUCACUCCAAGCAUCAAGCUGUUUCUCUCCAGAAAUGACCUGCAGCAGCUACCGUCCGAGCUGUGGAACCUCGGUAACCUGGCUGUUCUGAGUCUACGUUCGAACUCAUUGGCCGAAAUCUCGCCCUCCAUAGGCCGUCUUCGCAACCUCCACGAGCUCAACAUCGCCGGCAAUCAGCUUCCCUUCCUUCCCUUCGAGCUACUUGCUCUGGUCGAAAACAAGCUAGUGCAGCUUUCGUUAAGCCCGAACCCUUUCGUACAGCCUUUGCCUCUGCCGACUUCGAACAUGCUCAGAAGCGUUCCUUCCAAAGUCGACGAGUGUUUGCGCGAAUUACAUCGAUUACGCAAACACUGUCAUGAGAUCGACAUGACUGCACCAUCACACGAGGCUUUGCUGCAUCGUCUAUAUGCCUCUCGACUAUAUACAGCUUCUCAAGGACUCAAAUCCACAUCUACGUAUGUUGCUUCAUCGUCUCCAACUUUCUUCGAGAUCGAUGGGUCGGUGGUCCGUCCACGGUUUCGCGCGUAUACCGCAUAUUCCGCACCAGACUAUUCCGCUUCAUUCACACGACCUUCGCCGCCUUCAGCCGCACGAUCUGCUGCGCCUUCUCUUUUUGAAUUGAGUGCGCGCGCUUGUGCUCGCUCUCAGUACGUUGGACAGUUGUCUGCACUCCUCCCGGAAGACGCGUCUCCACCUGUCAAUACGGCGAUCGAAAAGGUAAUCGAAAGCAAGGAAUUUGGUAUGCAACACUGUUCGGUUUGCAGCAAGCAGUUUCUUGUACCCAGGGCACAGUGGGUUGACUACUAUUACGUUGGACCUGGCAGCGAGAUGUGUUCUGCAAGCGAGUUGUUCCGACCCUUCUUGCGCAGAUCUUGCUCUUGGAUCUGUGCCGGUCGUCUGAACGAACAAAGAGAGAGGUAUUGGGAGGAUUGCGAGAAACACAUUUUGGAUUUGGUACAUUCCAUGUAA